AUGAAUGUAAUAAAAUAUAUUAUAAGCAUAAUUAAACAUACUUUUGUUUGCCUAAAAUCCAAUCAAAUGGAUUAUUGUGGUCAAAAUCUUGCCUAUACUAUUAGAAAUAUUAUUUUUGGUAUUAGUACAAUAAUAUCAAUAGUUGUUGGAUAUUAUAAACAGAGCUUAGAAUUGAGCACAUAUAUAAUAUUAGGAGGGACCGCCUUAGCAAGCAUUUUAAUAAUCCCAACUUGGCCAAUGUAUAAUCGACACAAUAUUGAAUGGGAGAAAAGUAACAAUUCAUCAAAUGAUAAAAAGAGAAAAUAA
Messenger RNA from Plasmodium adleri (nom. inval.), 306 nucleotides. Its product is annotated as microsomal signal peptidase protein, putative. The record is from RefSeq and is a predicted model, not a curated record. Lineage: Eukaryota; Apicomplexa; Aconoidasida; Haemosporida; Plasmodiidae. Gene Ontology annotation, biological process: protein targeting to ER. The transcript is spliced from 3 exons. Bases 1 to 306 code for a protein of 101 amino acids. Gene Ontology annotation, cellular component: endoplasmic reticulum membrane; signal peptidase complex.